AUGAAGACCGCCGCUGUUGCCUCGGCCCUCUUUGCCGCCGCCGCCUUCGCUCACCCCUUCCGCCUCGGUCGUCGCGACAACCAGCACCAUGCCCGUGCCAUGGUCACCGUGACCGACUGGGUCACCGAGACGGCCUAUGUCACAAAGAUGAUCGACGCCACCACCACCCGCUGGAUCACCCCCGGCGCCUACGCCGAGCCCACGCCUGCUGCCGAGCCCAAGGGCCAGUUCUACGAACCCCCUCCGUCCGCUCCCGAGCCCGAGCCUGCCUCCUCGUCCGCUGCUGUUCCUCCUCCCCCACCGCCGCCGCCGCCCCCUCCGGCGCCUACUUCGGCUGCUCCCUACGUUCCUCCGCCACCGCCUCCGCCUGCGCCCAAGCCCAGCUCCUCGUCCAAGGCCCCUGCUCCGUCGCCACCCCCGCCUCCUCCCCCGGCCCCUGCGCCUGAGCCUGAGCCCGCGCCGUCGACCCCGGCUUACGUGCCUCCUCCUCCCCCGCCGCCCUCGUCUUACCCCGUUCCUGAGCAGGCUGCCGAGGCUGCCUCAGCCGGCGACAGCGGUGCCCAAUCGUUCUCGGGUCAGAUCACCUACUACGAUGUCGGCAUGGGCUCUUGCGGCCAGGACGACUCGGGCAAGGACAACUCGGAGAACAUUGUCGCCAUCUCCAAGGACAAGAUGGGCACCCAGUCUAACGGAAACCCCAUGUGUGGCCAGAAGAUUACCAUCCACGCCAAUGGCAAGACGACGACGGCCACGGUCCGCGACAAGUGCAUGGGCUGCUCCGCCAACAACAUUGACGUCAGCAAGAAGGUCUUCAUGGAGCUCUACGGCAGCCUCGACGGCGGCCGCCUCCCCGUCAAGUGGUCCUUCAACUAA
This is a messenger RNA of Hirsutella rhossiliensis, 873 nucleotides long. RefSeq names its product riboflavin aldehyde-forming enzyme. The record is from RefSeq and is a predicted model, not a curated record. Lineage: Eukaryota; Fungi; Ascomycota; Sordariomycetes; Hypocreales; Ophiocordycipitaceae. The coding region runs from base 1 to 873 and encodes 290 amino acids. The transcript has a single exon.